This is a messenger RNA of Musca domestica (house fly), 1437 nucleotides long. RefSeq lists its product as uncharacterized. NCBI's taxonomy places the organism in Eukaryota, Metazoa, Arthropoda, Insecta, Diptera, Muscidae. The transcript is spliced from 7 exons. The coding region runs from base 171 to 944 and encodes 257 amino acids. The record is from RefSeq and is a predicted model, not a curated record.
CGCGUAUUUUGUUAUUAUUUUAUUUAUUUGUCUCACGGUAAUAAAUUCAUAUAUUUUAAUAAGACAUUUCAAUAUAAAUAAUAAAAGAAACUGUGAAAUAAAAGAAAGAAAUUAGGAGCAGUUAUUGAUUAUUAAGUGCAAAGUUGGAAUAGCAUUUGUAAGGCAUCAUUAUGAAUUAUGGACGAAAGACGCCCUCGACAUAUCGUUCGAAUCCCUCGGUGUAUUCACACACAACGGGAAGAUCCUCAACCAAUUUACAUACGACAAAGUCACGUUCCACCCGUUCCGUGCGUAUUCCUUGGUAUCAAAGACCCAUCUUAAAGAAUAAUCAAUAUAUUGAUAUUCAAAAAAAUGCCAUGAUGAUAGGCUUGUUUGCCAUUUUUCUGGCCCUAUUUACCAUUGGCACUGCAAUUUUUGAUAUCUAUUGCCUGGCCAUGGCUGCGCCUGGCUCCACACAUUAUGGUUAUUAUAUUAUUUCAUAUGAAUUUGUCUAUGUUGGCAAUAAACAUGUUCGCAACAUGCUGAUGGUAUUUGCUUUAUUCUCCCUAGUAUUGGGCCUAAUUAUAUUCUGUACAAGCAUACUUUUGGUUGUAGCUUUAAGAAAGGAAUAUGAACGUAAAAUUUUACCCUGGCUCUGGACGUUUGCGGUUUUUACAAUAUGGCGUCUAUUGGCCUUGUUGUUCUUUGCCAUUGUCAAUGAUUUGUAUUUUGCCUAUAAUGCUGUAAUGGUAUUCCUGUGGUCAGUUUUCGUUUUGGUUUCGAUUUAUGGUUGGUGCUGUGUUUAUUCGCUGUUCUUGGAAUUGGUCGAUUUGACCAAAUUGGAAGAUUUGGCCCACUUAAGGAUGGGUACCAUGGCCUCGCUACAUGCCUCAACUGCCAACUCCUUGGCCGGUUCUCGUCCCACUACACCCCAUAGCACUGUAUCCACAAUGCCAGUUGGUUAAGCACAAAAUGCGAAAUAUUCACAAAUUUUCUACCAUAUAUUCAAAAACAAAAGAGUCUCCAGGUUUAUUAAGAAUCUCUUUAACCGUCCAUUUUUUUUAUUUUAUGCAUAACUCUGCAUCUUUGCACAACACCUUAUACAUUCCACAUAUAUAUGUAUUUAAUAUGUUCAAAUACAAAAAAGUAUCUGUGCCUUAAUAUAUUUUGUAGAAAAUUUUUAAUAUUUUAUAUACACAACACACAUUCCACCUCUUUUUUUAAUUUAAUUAUAUAUUUAACAUUUUCUACAUCUCGAAAUAUUCUAUGUAAGUUAUAAAGAUGCAACAAUACCGUCCAUAUACAUCUAUUGUAAUUGUAUUAUUUUAUACACAAUCAACGAAACAUAUUAAGUGUUCUUAUUAUACAAAACAAUUCGAAUAAUUGAAUAUUUUUUAAUGUUAAACAUAUCAAUAAAAAAAAAACUUUUGUACCUUUUUAGAAGGUAACGUCACUUAA